AUGCCGGCGACCAACGAGGGCUGGCCGGAGGCGUUCGGGUUCUCCAUCGGCGGCCGCGGGCCCUGCUACGUCCUUUGGGUGGAGGAAGGCAGCAGCGCGGCGGCAGCAGGCCUGCGACCAGGGGACGAGGUGCUGGAGCUGGAGGGGCAGCCCGUCGCCUCGCUGGGUCGCCCGGCACUGCUGGCACUGGCCCGGCGCUGCGCGGCCGUGCCCCCCAGCAUCGGGGUGCUGUCCCGCCUGCAGCGCGCCGACCUCCCCCCAGGGACCCGUGGUCCGCUUCGGCUUCAGCUGGCGGGUGGCAGCCCCCCGCGGGUGGCCAGCGUGGCCCCCGGCUCGCCCGCUGCUGCCUGUGGCAUCGCGCCCGGGGACGUGGUGCUGGAGGUGGACGGCGUGCCCGUGAGGUGCCCCGCGGCCGCCGCUGCUUUGGUGGCCUCCUGCGGUGGGCGCGCUCUGCGCCUGGGGCUGCUGCGUCCCCAGCGGGACCUGGGGCACAGCACCGAUGCCGUGCGCCAGGAGAGGAAGCAGAAAGCACGGGAGUUCAGCAAAAAGGUGGACGACAUCCUGGGGGAGCAGCCGGAGCUCAAGGAGAAGGUGUUCACCGUGCUGAAGCAGUACGCGGCGGAGCGCAAGGUGGAGUGCCUGGCCUCUGCCCUCUGCAUGGUGCUCACGCAGGAGUCCCACCAGCAGCUCAUCGACAGCAUCAGGAUUUUCAUCCCCAAGAAGCACCGGCAGCGCUUUGACGAGGUGGUGUCGCAGAGCCUGAUCAGCAAGCUGUGCCGCUCCAAGAGCCAGCAGCACAGCAACCGGCUGCGGCGCAGCCGGAGCGAGGACCACCAGGAGCGGCUCCUCGUGUCCACCCGCGCCAGCUCCGUGCCCCGCAGCCACGAGGAGGCCAGCAGGAGCCUGCGGAAAAGCACCUCGCUCAUCACCAGCAAUGUGCCCUCGGGGGCUGCCCGCAGAACCGUGCGGGUUUAUAAAGGCAACAAAAGCUUCGGCUUCACGUUACGUGGACAUGCACCAGUGUGGAUCGAGUCUGUCCUGCCAGGGAGCCCAGCUGAGAAGGCUGCGCUCAAAGCUGGAGACCGAAUCCUAUUUCUCAACGGCCUGGACAUGAGGAACUGCUCCCACGACAAGGUGGUGUCGAUGCUGCAGGGCAGCGGGGCGAUGCCCACCUUGGUGGUGGAGGAGGGGAUCGUCAACUUCUCCAACGACUCUGACUCUGCUGACUCCCCGACCGCCUCCUCCGCGCUCACCUCCCUGCAGUGGGUCGCAGAGAUUCUCCCCUCUAGCAUCAAGAUUCAAGGGAGGACCUUCCACCAGCAGCUGGAGCACCUGCUCACCCCACCUGAGCGCUAUACCAUCUGCAAAGCCCUGGAAAGCUUCUUCCAACAUCGGAAUAUUGACACUCUCAUUGUGGAUGUGUACCCGGUGCUAGACACACCAGCCAAGCAAGUCAUUUGGCAGUUUAUCUACCAGCUGCUGACGUACGAAGAGCAGGAGCACUGCCAGCAAAAGAUUGCCAGGUUUCUUGGUUACAAGUCCUUGGCAGCCGAGCCAGAGGCAGAGGAGCGCUACCGCAGCUCCGUGCGAGGGGCCUCCCUGUGCCGGGGCAGCCUUCGGACCCCCCGCCCCGAGGAAGGGGGGGCUGCAGGUCAGAGUGACACCGUGGAGGUCCCGGUUCGCCUGAUCCCUGGAGAGAGGCAGGCUGGGGACGGCACAUCCCUGCCAGAGACCCCCAACCCCAAAAUGAUGUCGGCUGUGUACGCAGAGCUGGAAAACCGCCUGCUGGGCAGCUUCGCCAGCAAGAUGGGCACUGCUGCCCUGCACAGGGCAUCGCCUCCGGCCCCGGAGCCAGCGCGCACUGCAGGUUCCCGCAAGUCGGGGGUGCCACUGUCGUGGCCGAGCGACCCGCUGGCCUCCCAGCAGUGCUACUACCGCCUGCACAGCAGCAUGCCCUCCCCGAGCAGCACCGAGUCCAACCCCUACGUCAGCCUGGACAGCAGCCCGGCCCCGUCCCCCCGGCACCGCCAGUACCCGCUCAGCCCGCUGUCACGGCGGAAGAAGCUCUUCACCUUCUCCAGGCCCCCGCGCAGCCGCGACACCGACCGGUUCCUGGAUGCCCUCAGCGAGCAGCUGGGACACCGGGUCACCAUUGUGGAUGAUUUCCUCACCCCUGAGAAUGACUACGAGGAGAUGAGCUUCCACGAUGACCAGGGCAGCUACGUCACCAACGACGUCAGCAGCAGCGAGUACAUCAGCAGCAGUGACGAGGGCAGCUCCCUGACCUACUCCACGCUCUCGGACCACAUCCCCCCCCCUCCGCUCAGCCCCCCUCCGCCACCGCCCCCCCUGCAGUUCCACGACCCCCAGGCCGUCCCCGCGAAGGCGGAGGCCACCAAGGCGAGCGUGUCGCCCGCCCCCAAAUCCCUCAUCAGCCACCUGCACCCCAUCCCGCCCCCUCCACCCCCACCGCCGCCCCCCCCGGUGCCCUGCGCGCCCCCCCUGCACCGGGGGCUGCUGCACCGCAGGAGCGAGACCAACCACAUGAGCGUCAAGAGGCUGCGCUGGGAGCAGGUGGAGAACUCAGAAGGGACCAUCUGGGGGCAGCUCGGGGAAGACUCGGACUACGACAAGCUGAGUGACAUGGUCAAAUACCUGGACCUGGAGCUGCACUUCGGGACGCAGAAACCAACCAAGCCAACUCUCUUGCCUGAAACCUUUAAAAAGAAAGACGUGGUUGAAAUUUUGUCCCACAAAAAGGCUUACAACACAUCCAUCCUGAUCGCCCACCUCAAGCUCUCGCACAUGGAGCUGCGCCAGAUCCUGAUGACGAUGGAGACGGACCGCCUGGAGCCCUCUCACAUCAAGCAGCUCCUGCUCUACGCCCCGGAUGGGGAGGAGGUGCAGCGCUUCCAGAGCUACAAGGAGAACCCCGGCAAGCUGAGUGAGCCCGACCAGUUUGUGCUGCAGAUGUUGUCAGUACCAGAGUACAAGAUCCGUCUGCGCAGCCUACAUUUUAAGACCACCCUGCAGGAGAAGACGGAGGAGAUCAAAGCGAGCUACGAGUGUAUCUGCAAGGCCUCUCUGGAGCUGAAAAGCAGCAAGAAGCUGGCUAAAAUUCUGGAGUUUGUGCUGGCAAUGGGAAACUACCUGAACAACGGGCAGCCCAAGACCGGCAAAACAACAGGCUUUAAAAUCAACUUCCUCACCGAGCUGAACACGACCAAGACUGUUGAUGGGAAAUCCACCUUCCUGCACAUCCUUGCCAAAUCACUUAGCCAACACUUCCCAGAGCUCCUGGGCUUUGCCAAGGAUCUUCCUACAGUGCCGCUCGCUGCCAAAGUGAACCAGAGAACGCUGACGGCCGACCUCAAGGACCUCCACACCACCGUCAGUGACAUACAGGUGGCCUGCCACAACAUGCCCGCUACCGCAGAGGACAGAUUUGCAAUCGUGAUGACUUCCUUUCUGGAGAGUGCCCAGCCCGCCAUGCGCUCGCUGGAUGACCUGCAGCACAAGGCCAUGGAAGAAUUCGGCAAGGUGCUGUCCUUCUUCGGGGAAGACUCUAAAAUGACAACUUCAGAAUCUUUCUUUGGCAUUUUUGCAGAAUUCAUGAGCAAGUUUGAGCGGGCACUCACUGACGUGCAGGUUGGUGAGAGCCAGCGCAGCCCCAGGAUGACGUCCCCCCUUGCCUGGUGACAGGCCGUGGCAACGCGAGGUGCAACCAUUUAUUGCCAACAAAGUGCAAUUUGCUCCCGUUGAGUUUGGUUGUAAAUACACUGCUGCUGCCUGCUACCACCGAGCAGAGCCGCGGGCCGAGGGGCCGGGGCAGCUCGGACACUGAACGGGCACCACAGAUGGAAGCGAGGGUGAGGCACGGGCACAGGAAGGCAAACACCGCCUUGGUUUGACAGCGUCCUUCUUAGCAUCCUCCAUUUCAAGUGUAUUGCAGAAUCAAGGGCUUCAGACACAGCCGGGUAGAACCCUGCUGCCCUGCGUCCUGGCACCAGCAGCUGUGGGAUCCCUGCCCCUGUCCCCUGUCCCCUGUCCCCAUGGCCAGUGGUGCAUGCGCAGGGUCCCUGCCCCUCGUGCAGGAUGUCCCCUCGUGCCCAAGCAGUCCCCUCACAUCUGCAGAGCUGAUCAGGCUGGGAUGGGAGCACUGGGGAUGAGUGUGACCCUCUUGAGCCCCUGUGCACUGGAUGUGCACGGCGUGGGGCUGCCUGCGCAGGCGGCAGAGGUCGGGUGCAGACCACUGGUGGUGGCCCGGAGGCUCUGAUGCCUGCCACUGCCGGCCAGUGGCAGUGAGAAAAGACAGCACCUUGCAUGGCACACCCAUGUGGUGCCAACCUCGGGUCCAGGCUGGUUGUACCCAGCUGCUCAGGAGAGCAAGGAAAGCCCCAGAGCCCUUCUGGCCAUCAGCUUUGCUUAAAGGUGUGGCAAUGGCUGAUAAAAAAUCUUGUUGGUAAUUUGAUGUCAUCAGCCCCAGACUUACCUGAGCUCGCCAGGAGACACAAACCCCUGAGCAUUUUGGUGCCUCCUUGAAAAGCACAAAAUCCUUAGUAGCUUCAGAAUGAGAGGGAGCCCUCUGAAGCCUCGGGUACUGCCCCAAGGGACAGCAGAGCACAGCCAGAAACAUCUCCUGUGCCCUCUGGUAUCCGCUGCCAGGGGCUGGGGUCCUUGCAGUCCCUUUGGCGCACCGCAUGAUGUGACCAGUUUGUGCUGGAUAUACCCAGGGAACUCUAGGAGCAUUCAUGCCCAUCUCCCAACAACAGCUGAUUGUUCUAUACAUUAAUUAAAUUCCCUGCGAGCUGUCGCCAGGACAAAAGGGCUAAGAGCACCCUGCGGGCAGUGCAUGCGCCUCCAGGCAACGCAGCACCCCAAGAGCUUUGCGGCAGCAGAACUACCGUGCGUUAAUAUUGUGAGGCAUUGCUCCGUGCAAAAUGCAUCCAUUGCCUUUCCAACCCGACACGCUCCAACCUCCCGGCCCGCCGCAGCCUCGGUGAGCCUCUGCACGUCGAUGCCAGAGCAAGAGCUCUUCCUGCAGCCUGUGCUGAAGCGCAGAACCACCAACCGGUGCAUUAUUUAUGGGAGACCUUACGACCAUCACAUCUUCGGUUUUCAUUAUUUUUUAAACCCUGCCGUAGAAAGUGAAGUGUUUUCACAGCGUUUUCAGCCCAUACAGUUGCAAGUGCCAGGUAGUUUCCAGCCUUGUGCCGGCGGAGCCCAGCCCUGCCCGUCUCGGUCUCUCCUCUCCACUGACGGUGGCGACAGGGCAACGCGCACUCAGCUCCACUCCCCAGUUUGGGUGUUGCACACUGCUUUCAGUUGAUUUUUUUUUUUUUUUAAUAAUUAUGUUAAACAUUUAAACUGCUGGAGUUUAUUUUGAAACUGUCAUUAAAAAUAUGAACGUGCUGUACAUAGAUUUUGCUACAUGUUGUAACUUUCCAGAAUAGUUAGAACUCCGAUCCCUUUGGUAUUUUUAUGUGAAUAUUUUCAAAGAACCAGAACUUCUGAGAUACAACUAUAUUAUUUGAUAACGGGACUCUGUAUAUUCACAAUUCAGUCUCUACCCAAUGCCUAUGUGCUAUUCCCAAAAUAAAGCUACUGCCUUCUGCCUCCUGACUGCA
This is a messenger RNA of Anas platyrhynchos (mallard), 5627 nucleotides long. RefSeq names its product Grid2 interacting protein (gene GRID2IP). The record is from RefSeq and is a predicted model, not a curated record. Gene Ontology annotation, molecular function: protein binding. NCBI's taxonomy places the organism in Eukaryota, Metazoa, Chordata, Aves, Anseriformes, Anatidae.